This is a messenger RNA of Schistocerca gregaria, 2434 nucleotides long. RefSeq names its product phospholipase A1-like. The transcript is spliced from 6 exons. Gene Ontology annotation, molecular function: lipase activity. NCBI's taxonomy places the organism in Eukaryota, Metazoa, Arthropoda, Insecta, Orthoptera, Acrididae. The coding region runs from base 9 to 1046 and encodes 345 amino acids. The record is from RefSeq and is a predicted model, not a curated record.
GUCCCGCCAUGCACCCGCGACGGCAGCUCCAGAACCCGCAGCCGCUGGCUAGGGCCGCGCACGCGUUCUUCGCUGCAGCCGCCGCCGUCGCCGCCGCCGCCGCCAUCCUCGGACCCGGCGCGGCGGAGUCGCUGCUGUGGAACAUGGUGGACGCGCGCUACUGGCGCUGCGUGCUGAAGCGCAGCAACACGUGCCCGGACCCGGAGAUACGGUUCUUCCUGUACACGCCGGAGGCCGGCUGGACGGCGCGCCGCCAGGUGGACGUGCGCUCGGCGGGCUCGCUGCACCGCGCCGGCUGGGACCCGCGCCGCAGGAACGUCAUCAUCGUGCACGGCUUCAACGGCACCGAGAGCAAGACGCCCAUGACGCUGCUGCGCCGCGCCUACCUGAGCCGCGGCGACCACAACGUGUUCACGGUGGACUGGGAGCCGCUGACGUACUUCCCGUGCUACCUGUCGGCCAUCAGCAACACGCGGCUGGUGGCGCAGUGCUCGGCGCAGCUGUACGCCCACCUCACCUACAACGGCGCCGCCGCCUCGCGCAUCACCUGCGUCGGCCACUCCCUGGGCGCCCACAUCUGCGGCAUGAUGAGCAACCACCUGUCCCGCAGGAUGGACAAGAUCAUAGGGCUGGACCCGGCGCGGCCGCUGCUGGACCGGUUCGGGGACGCGGCGUUCCGGCUGACGAGGGACGACGCGCGCGUCGUGCAGGUGGUGCACACGAACGCGGGGGCGCUGGGCGAGGCGGCGCAGACGGGGCACCUCGACUUCUGCAUCAACGGCGGCGCCGAGCAGCCCGGCUGCAAGGGGCACCGCCUCCGGCGGGCGCGCUGCAGCCACUUCCAGAGCGCGUGCUACUUCGCUGAGGCGGUGGCCGCCAAGGAGCCGAUCCUCGGCUACCCCUGCUCGGCCUCCUGCCCAAAGCGCGGUCGCGCCCUCGGCCUGCUGCCCGGACCACCCGUCUCCAUGGGCGCCGACACUCCUGACGGAGUGACGGGCACCUACUGUGUGAGUAUCACACAUGGAAGGGACUGCAAAUUUGACUGAGUGUGAUGCAGUCCUUAGCAUUGUUUUACAAUGAAAUGUGAAGGCAGCAGCAUCGACUGUUUGUUGGAGGAGACCACAUCUGCUUAUGCCAGAUGCCCAGUAAAUGGUUGUAUUUAUUCAGUUUAGUCUGCUGACUUAGUGAAAUGCAGAUUUUCGAUGUUGCUCAUAACAGCUGUUCAGUGGUGGCAACAGCUUGAAAAUCUCCUUUGUCACCUAAGUACUGGACCAAGAUCAAAAGAACUUUCCAGUUAACUAUGUAUUAAAAUGUGCAUAGAAACAUUUUCUGGUUAACAUUAGCAUUAAUCAUCAAAAAUUGUAAAACAAGUUGUCACUGCUUACCAGAGUUCUAGCCUAGUUCAGUGGACACCCUCCAUUGAUGAAAAUAUCUUCAACUUUAAUGAAGAAGAGAGGGAAUAGACAGUGUCUUUCAUUCAUAUUUAAAAUGUGUAUGUUUAGCCAAGUUCUUCACUUGAGUCAUCCUGUGAAAAGGAUCACAGUAUUACCUUGCCACUAUAUACCUUUUGUAUCAUAAUAUUUUCACCACAUAUAUUUAAAUGGUAAUGGAAGCUCUUUAAGUAACAACCAAUUAUAUCUAAUCAAUCAAAAUACAAUUUUAACUGAAUUUAAUGAAAGUGAAUUACUCAAACUUGCUUCUUGUCUGAGAUCACAGAUAGGUAUUCCAACAAAUAAAAAUGAAACAUUGUUGAAAUUAUAAAGUUUGACAAAUUAUGUUACAUUAAAAUGAAACAAACAAAAGAAAUUAAUUUAAAGUAGAUUUAUUUUCAACAAACAGAUCUCAUUUGUAUACUUUUCAUAGCUGCACCGUUUGGUAAUUUUAUAGAAUCCAUUACUGUAAUUUGAGAAAGAUAAACUAUAAAAUAAGUAAUUAUGUAUUUAUCAUAGUAAGGAAAAAUAAGUAUAGAUAUGACUAAGGAGAAUCAUUUGUUGAGCUGUCAUGGAUGACAUUUUAGGCUAGAUUCAGUUUAUGUUCUUCACUACUUCAGACACAUUUGCUGCUUUGAAAGAUGCUAACUUGUUUCAUGUGCAGGAACUCAUCAACAUUUUGCACAACUUGGCUGGAGUGCUAACAAGAACUGGAGUUUGGUGGCUUAGAUGUGGUUGCUGUAAUGAAGUUCCUGUUUUUUCUACCUCUUAAGUUAUAUGCCUGAAGGUGUUUCAUUACAUGACAAUUACGGGAAUUGGCCUCAUUGCCAAGAGAUUACAUCAUAAUUUACUACAUUCUCAUUUUUUCCUGAACUGUGUGUACUGCAGUACUAUUAUAAAAAAGAAUGAGUUUUAUAAAUGAAGUAUGAGAUCUAGGUGUGCUCAGUAUGUAUGAAUAUUAAAUUAUUCAUGUUGAUAUGCUGAAAAUAAAAUGUACUCCAUCA